Cladophialophora immunda is the source of this 1551-nucleotide messenger RNA. RefSeq lists its product as uncharacterized. The record is from RefSeq and is a predicted model, not a curated record. Gene Ontology annotation, biological process: transmembrane transport. Lineage: Eukaryota; Fungi; Ascomycota; Eurotiomycetes; Chaetothyriales; Herpotrichiellaceae. Gene Ontology annotation, molecular function: transmembrane transporter activity. The transcript is spliced from 3 exons. Bases 1 to 1551 code for a protein of 516 amino acids. Gene Ontology annotation, cellular component: membrane.
AUGGUUAUUAGUCCCACCACUAUAGACGCCGCGGAGUCCAUCAUGCCGGCUGUCUUGAAGGACAAGCUCCCAGUCGACCAUGAGGAGAUUGUCGUGCUCAGCGCCCUCACCGACGAGGAAUUGCAAGUCGAGAAAACGCUCGUGAGAAAGAUUGAUAUUCGGGUUCUGCCCGUGAUUGUGUUGAUCUACAUCAUGAACUACAUUGACAGAAACAACUAUCCUGCAGCCCGCUUGCAAGGCCUCCAGGAAGAUCUCAACCUCACAGACAAACAGUAUCAAAUCGGACUGUCGAUCUUAUUUGUUGGGUACAUUUUAAUGCAAGUUCCAUCCAACAUGCUUCUCAAUUCCGUGAGCCGUCCAUCCUGGUAUCUUGGAGCUUGCACAAUGCUUUGGGGACUUGUGUCGGCCCUCACAUGUCUAGCCACUAAUUUCAGCUCAAUUCUUGCUUGCCGCUUCCUCCUCGGUUUUAUAGAGGCACCACUUUUCCCAGGCGUCAUGUUCUAUCUGAGUAAAUGGUACACGAAAAAAGAGCUUACCUUCCGCAUGAGCAUCUUUUAUAGCGGCCUACUUAUCAGCGGAGCAUUUGGAAAUUUAAUUGCGGCCGGGAUCUUGAGCGGUUUAGCAGGAAAACGAGGGCUCUCUGCGUGGCAGUGGCUCUAUAUCAUUGAAGGCUGUCUCACUAUUGUUAUUGGUUUCAUCACUGCAGCCUUUCUUCCGGAUUAUCCACACACAUGGAAAUCUCUUUCUCCAGAGCAACAUUAUGUCGCCAAUCGACGAAUUGCGCUGGAAGCCGCCGAAGCCGACCUCGACAAGGAAAUGGAAAUCAGCCAGCUUCAAGGUCUGAAGCUCGCAUUUAUGGACCCGGCAACGUACCUCUUGACAAUCGCUGACUGGGGCCUGGCCGUCGCGGGCAGUUUUCAAAACUAUUUUCCGACACUGGCGGCAACUCUGGGCUACAACCAUAUCGUAUCUCUACUCCUUGUGGCACCACCCUACCUAUUCAUGGUCUUCUUCAUCUUGGGACACUGCUACCUAUCAGAUCGACUGAGCCAUCGCUUCUGGUUCUUUAUUUAUCCACAGCCUUUGGCACUGGUUGGGUUCAUCAUCUUCAUGACUACAAGCUCGUUUGGGCCUCGAUAUUUUGCUUGUUUCUUGUUCUGCUUCUCGUUUACAGCAGUACCGACAGUGUUCUCCUGGGCGGCGAGUUCGAUUUCCCGGCCACCAACUAAGCGAGCAAUCGCUAUCGCCUUUAUGAACUGCUUCGGUUCGACAGCCAAUAUCUGGACACCAUUCAUCUAUCGGGCGCAGGAUGCGCCUCAUUACACGCCUGCAAUGGUUGUCAACAUUAUUGCUGCCGUUAUUUGCGUGAUCUGUGCAGUGAUCCUCAGAUGGCUUCUCAUAAGGAGAAAUCAGGCUUUGGAACGCCAAGAGAAUGAGGCCGUUGAGUUGAGUGAAACCAGCGUAAGGAGACUUCAAAAGACGGCAGAGUUGGAGGGUCUGGACAUCGCAGCUGCUCGUCGCUUGCAGAAAGAUUUUCGCUACCUCAUCUAG